AUGGAACUCCCCCCACCAUCGACGAUCCCGUCUCUACCCCAAGAGACCCAGCUUCGGGUCCUCGAUACCCUCUUCGAACCCUCCCCAGAGCUCCACCAACUGAUGAUCCCCGUGCUGGCCAACCAGACCUUCUCUUCAUACACCAACCUCAUUGAUGCUGCCCAAUUGAAUGAAGGUGCCGAGGAACAGGCGGAGAAACUACGAACACUGAAUGCGGAAUACGAAGAGAAGUUUCCGGGUUUGCGGUUUGUUACUUUCGUUAAUGGCCGGAGUCGCGAUGUGAUCAUGGUCGAAAUGCGCCAGCGCAUUGACCGCGGUGAUGUGGAGAAAGAAAUAGACGAGACCAUUCAGGGAAUGUGUGAUAUUGCAAAGGACCGGGCGAGGAAGCUUCAGUCGCGCAUUUAG
Molecule: messenger RNA, 405 nt
Organism: Penicillium coprophilum
Lineage: Eukaryota; Fungi; Ascomycota; Eurotiomycetes; Eurotiales; Aspergillaceae
Product: 2-oxo-4-hydroxy-4-carboxy-5-ureidoimidazoline decarboxylase
Exons: 4
Coding region: 1-405 (134 amino acids)
Source: RefSeq, a predicted model, not a curated record